CAACCAUGGAGACUACACACUACUACUACGCACAGCACUUAUCCGUGAAUCAGCUAAAGUCCAAACCCGAAAAUGUACAUAGUAACUACCUGCACGUCCCAGUCCCAUCUUACCCCCGACCCGAGCUUCAUGUGAGCCACGUGAGCCACUGCACGGACGAGGAGGGGCUCUCCGGGAUCCUGAAGGACGCCGGCUUCAGGAGCCCAAGAUACUGGAAAGAGAGGCCUGGAGUGGUGUGGUUUAGCCUGACCGUGAGCAGAGCUGAGCUGACCGAAGCCGAGACAAGACCCAUGACCAUCGUCCACCCCAACGGCGCAGAGGAGCCGUACCACCCACCGACCAACAGAGAGCCCCAGCCAAGUCCACAGAGCCAGGGGGACCGUGGAGUCCUACAGACCUUUGCCACCUCUCCUGCUUUUAUGCCCAGCUCCAGACUGGGCUCAUUUUGCUUCACGCUCCCCCUGCAGGACGUCCUGGAGAAGUACAGCCGACAGUUCUGUGGGGGGCAGAAGCCGGUGAUGCGGGUGUGGAAGACCGUCCUGUACAAACAACAGGUGAUGUAUGCAGUUCUAGUCCACAGCCCGAGUCCGACCAAUCAGGAGACGUUUCGUGAGUUCCCUGAGCUGAAGGAGGAACCGAGCUCUAUCUGCGCCUUCAGAGAGGAGCCACGCCCACACGUCCUCUGGAGACCGCAAGCCAUGAGCGAGACACAUGACUUUGAGCUUGUGGUGAAUCGGGAUCAGAACUCUCUGUCGGUGAAGUCCGCCCCUUUUUACGAUGAGGAUGGGGAAUUCAGACUCAGAUACUUUGUGUGGGACAAUGUGGCUUUGGCUCUGCACGUCGGCCGUAAGGUGCUGAGGUUUGAGUACGAGGACCUGCGAGGGGCCCUGAGAUUCUGUGAGAAGGGGGACCCUCCCAGACCCAUCUCUGCGUUCCAGUCGUUUGAAGACGCCCAAGGACACGUGCCCUGGCCUCUGCCGCGUUUCUCUGACUCUGAUUUCGCCAUCAAUCCUUAAAGUCGAUAAUAUGUAAAAGUUUGAUAAUUUUAUAAUUUAUACUGUUAUUUCCUCCUCACAAACAAGGCAAGGCAAGUUUAUUUGUAUAGCACAAUUUGUACACAAAGUAAUUCAAAGUGCUUUACAGAAUAAGAAAGACAUUAAAAUCACACAAAUCAAAACAUAAAUAAUCACCCAAACUCUCUCACCCACUCGUUUGCCCCUUUAAAAACUCUCUCUCCCACUCUUUAAACACUGUCUUGCUCAGUUUAAGAACUUUCCCAUUACUUAACAAAAAAAACCAAAACAAAAAAAAACCUUUCCUGUCACUUCUCAAAUACUUUCCUGUCACUUUACUAUGUCUAAUAAAAGUCCAUCAGUCCAUGUUUCUUUUGUCAUCAUAAAAUUACCAUUAAAGGAGAAGAGGCAGAAUAAAAACCUUUCAGUCGUCUGCACAGCUGAACAGAACCGUUUUGAGCCUGGAUUUAAAUAUUGUCAAAGUAGAGGCCUGUCUCACAUCUUCAGGAAGACUGUUCCAAGUUUUAGCUGCAUAAAACUGAAACACUGAUUCCCCAUGUUUAGUCCUGACUCUGGGCACCAGCAGGAGGCCGGUCCCUGAA
Periophthalmus magnuspinnatus is the source of this 1615-nucleotide messenger RNA. RefSeq lists its product as uncharacterized. The transcript is spliced from 5 exons. Bases 6 to 1016 code for a protein of 336 amino acids. The record is from RefSeq and is a predicted model, not a curated record. Lineage: Eukaryota; Metazoa; Chordata; Actinopteri; Gobiiformes; Gobiidae.